This is a messenger RNA of Penicillium pulvis, 1002 nucleotides long. RefSeq names its product lysophosphatidic acid acyltransferase LOA1. NCBI's taxonomy places the organism in Eukaryota, Fungi, Ascomycota, Eurotiomycetes, Eurotiales, Aspergillaceae. The record is from RefSeq and is a predicted model, not a curated record. Bases 1 to 1002 code for a protein of 333 amino acids. The transcript has 3 exons.
AUGGAGAAAUUCUCUCAGUUCCGGGAUCGAGGCUCGGGCAUUGCGCCCUUCCUCCCCAUUCCAUCCGAGUCAUUAGGCUUACAAGCCCCUCUCCGUGUCUUCCUCUUCUGCUUCCGCCUGCCUUUCUUCAUCUUCGUAACAUUCGCCUACUUUGCGAUUCUUCAAUGGCUUCCCAUUGGGUCCCUGGGCAAAAAGGCCGCACUAUGGUGCAUCUUAGGUGUCCCCAGCAUCUGGUGGAUUGACCUACAGGUAGAUGGAGUCAAGAAAGGCUCUCUCUCAAAGCAACAACAAGCUCGACUCCCGCAACCAGGCUCCGUCAUCGCCUCAUCUUUCACCUCUCCCAUCGACGCUAUUUACCUAGCCGCAAUCUUUGACCCGGUCUUCACAGCCGCAUACCCAAACACCCGCCAAGUUGAACGUAUCUCUCUUCUGCAAGCCGUGAUCCGUGCCUUCGCACAGCCAUCAUCGCAGCCGGAACCAGGUACCCAACUUGUGGACGUGGCCUCGCUCGUCGCGAAAUACCCUAACAGACCAAUCGUAAUCUUCCCGGAGUGCACUACGACCAACGGCCGCGGUAUCCUUCCGUUGAGCCAUGCUCUCCUCGGUGUACCCCCCAAGACCAAAGUCUUCCCGGUCAGUCUGCGAUACACACCCGCGGACGUGGUAACCCCACUCCCAGGUAGCUAUAUCACUUUCUUCUGGACGCUGCUCAGCAAGCCGACGCAUUGUAUCCGUGUUCGGAUUGCCGAGUAUGUUACGAAUUCGCGUAGUGCGACUGAUGCUCCCCCUGCGCGAUCGACAAGGCAGUCGACUUAUAACUCUAAUUAUUUGGAUACGCUGGAGGAUGAGGCUGAAGGUGGGGUUACGACUGGCGAGAAAGCGUUCCUUGACCUUGUUGGUGAAUCGCUGGCAAGACUAGGACGUGUUAAGAGGGUUGGAUUGGGGGUUAAGGAGAAGCAGGAGUUUAUGGUGAAGUGGAGUAAGACCAGGAAGACUUGGUGA